Homo sapiens (human) is the source of this 3040-nucleotide messenger RNA. RefSeq names its product alpha 1,4-galactosyltransferase (P1PK blood group) (gene A4GALT). Gene Ontology annotation, cellular component: Golgi membrane. The transcript is spliced from 3 exons. The record is from RefSeq and is a predicted model, not a curated record. NCBI's taxonomy places the organism in Eukaryota, Metazoa, Chordata, Mammalia, Primates, Hominidae. Gene Ontology annotation, molecular function: UDP-glycosyltransferase activity; hexosyltransferase activity; lactosylceramide 4-alpha-galactosyltransferase activity. Bases 1210 to 2271 code for a protein of 353 amino acids.
ACUGCCCUCCGGCCGCCGCGCCGCCCGCCCGCCGGGGCCCCGCUGUCCGCCGCCCGCCGCCGCUGGAGCUAGAGAUGGAUUUGCAGCCGCUGCAAGUGUGUGGAAGGGCCGUGUUCGUGUUGGCAAAGAAGGUCGGCUGCUGAGCCAGGGCGUGUCUCCCGGAGGCCUGUGGGCUGCCAGGAUCCCCACCUCUCUGCAAUGGGCUGCCCAGGCUGGUCAGUUACCAGCCAGUGACAUCAGCGAGGUUCCCUGCUCUCUACCCUGGGAAGGGCCCAGCCUAAGUUACCAAGCCCCAGGCUCCCAGUACCACCCUCAGCCUAUGUGGAUUGCCACCCCACCUUCUGCCUGUCCUUGGGAGGGGACCGACUCUUAGCUCCCCUUAGCAAUCAGGUUGCACCCAGUCCCUUGACUUUAUGCCCAGGUUUCCUGGCACCUAAAGUAGAAACGAUGCAACUGCCCCUCGGGCUUGCUGAGGGUCAAAGGGGGUGUGACUUUGUCAUGGAGCGUAGAAGUCAGAGUCGAUGGUGAUCCCGCUGGCUGUUAACAUCGAUACAGUUCAGGUCAGCAUGCACCAAGUUCCUCCAACACACCAGGUACAUUGGCUAGCCACCUCUCCCAGGCAGGGCGGUGCAGUGGUGAGAGCAGGGACCCCAGCCAGGUGGCCUGGGUCCUAACCCCCUGCACUGUCAUUGCUGGCUGUGGGACUCUGCACAAGGUACUGCACUUCUGUGCCUCAAUUUCCUCAUCUGUAGGGUGGGGGUGGUGAUUGCCACCCCAUAGGGUGGUUAUAAGGGGCCACACAUGUUCCUAUGUGUGAGAUGCUGAGAAAGUCACCUGGCAUGGACAGGAUGGACAGCCAGUAUUUAUCGAACUAUGAAUGAAUGAAUGUUACCCUUUAGUGGGUUCCAGCGUCCUAUCCUGUCGGUGGGAAGACUGAGGCUCAGAGAGCUCCGUAACUUGCCCCAGGUCACACAGCCGGUUCAGGCAGAGUUGGGGUCUCAUGCCUCCCAGGUGUUCCCACAGUCUUUUCCCCAGGAGCAGGGUCCAAGCCUGCUGCUCCUCCAACCACCUGCGAGGCACCUGGGCAUGUUCCUGGCCACCAGGAAAGAGAGGUCUAAUGGCAGUAGUACCAGUCAGCGUCAUGUGCCUGGAGCGAGUGCCCUACCAGCCGGUUCCUGCUGGAAGCUCCUGGUCUGAUCUGGGGAUACCAUGUCCAAGCCCCCCGACCUCCUGCUGCGGCUGCUCCGGGGCGCCCCAAGGCAGCGGGUCUGCACCCUGUUCAUCAUCGGCUUCAAGUUCACGUUUUUCGUCUCCAUCAUGAUCUACUGGCACGUUGUGGGAGAGCCCAAGGAGAAAGGGCAGCUCUAUAACCUGCCAGCAGAGAUCCCCUGCCCCACCUUGACACCCCCCACCCCACCCUCCCACGGCCCCACUCCAGGCAACAUCUUCUUCCUGGAGACUUCAGACCGGACCAACCCCAACUUCCUGUUCAUGUGCUCGGUGGAGUCGGCCGCCAGAACUCACCCCGAAUCCCACGUGCUGGUCCUGAUGAAAGGGCUUCCGGGUGGCAACGCCUCUCUGCCCCGGCACCUGGGCAUCUCACUUCUGAGCUGCUUCCCGAAUGUCCAGAUGCUCCCGCUGGACCUGCGGGAGCUGUUCCGGGACACACCCCUGGCCGACUGGUACGCGGCCGUGCAGGGGCGCUGGGAGCCCUACCUGCUGCCCGUGCUCUCCGACGCCUCCAGGAUCGCACUCAUGUGGAAGUUCGGCGGCAUCUACCUGGACACGGACUUCAUUGUUCUCAAGAACCUGCGGAACCUGACCAACGUGCUGGGCACCCAGUCCCGCUACGUCCUCAACGGCGCGUUCCUGGCCUUCGAGCGCCGGCACGAGUUCAUGGCGCUGUGCAUGCGGGACUUCGUGGACCACUACAACGGCUGGAUCUGGGGUCACCAGGGCCCGCAGCUGCUCACGCGGGUCUUCAAGAAGUGGUGUUCCAUCCGCAGCCUGGCCGAGAGCCGCGCCUGCCGCGGCGUCACCACCCUGCCCCCUGAGGCCUUCUACCCCAUCCCCUGGCAGGACUGGAAGAAGUACUUUGAGGACAUCAACCCCGAGGAGCUGCCGCGGCUGCUCAGUGCCACCUAUGCUGUCCACGUGUGGAACAAGAAGAGCCAGGGCACGCGGUUCGAGGCCACGUCCAGGGCACUGCUGGCCCAGCUGCAUGCCCGCUACUGCCCCACGACGCACGAGGCCAUGAAAAUGUACUUGUGAGGGGCCCGCCAGGUCACCUCCCCAACCUGCUCCUGAUGGGGCACUGGGCCGCCCUUCCCGGGGAGGCAAGAUUGAGGGCCCGGGAGAGGGAGGCCCGAGCUGCCACCGGGCUUAGGCAGGCUGUUGAGGAGCUGUGGGAGCAGGCCCAGUGGGAGGCUGUGGACACCCCGAGGACAGUGUCCUGUCUCGAGGCAGGGCUGACACAUGGUGCCAUAGCCAGCGGAGGGCGCUCAGUGAGUGCCCCGGGCCUUCUAGACAACAGGCAGGAAGGAUGAACCUCAGGGCACCCCCAGGUGGUGCGGAAAGCCAGGCAGUUGGGACAGAGGUGCCCACGAGGGCAGAGGCCGGUGCUAAGGGGAUGGGGAAGAAGGGACAAGAUUCCCAGAGAGGAGAGGAGGCUGUUGGUAGGAAAGUGGCAGGGCUGGGGGAGACCCAGCCCCAAGGGUCCGGGGCGGAGGAUGCUUUGUUCUUUUCUGGUUUUGGUUCCUCUUUCGCGGGGGGUGGGGGAGGUCAACAGGGACUGAGUGGGGCAGAGGCCCAGAAGUGCCAGCCUGGGGAGCCGUUUGGGGGCAGCCCCUUCUGCCCACCCCAUCCUUCUUCCUCUCCAGAGAUGCCAGGGGGGCGUGUAUGCUCUGCCCCUUCCCUCAGACAGGGGCUGGGUGGGGAGGCUCUUUAGGCUCAGGAGAAGCAUUUUAAAGAAACCCCCACCCUGCCGCCCGCAUUAUAAACACAGGAGAAUAAUCAAUAGAAUAAAAGUGACCGACUGUCA